This is a messenger RNA of Puccinia triticina, 1047 nucleotides long. RefSeq lists its product as uncharacterized. Gene Ontology annotation, molecular function: RNA polymerase II cis-regulatory region sequence-specific DNA binding; DNA-binding transcription activator activity, RNA polymerase II-specific. NCBI's taxonomy places the organism in Eukaryota, Fungi, Basidiomycota, Pucciniomycetes, Pucciniales, Pucciniaceae. The transcript is spliced from 3 exons. The record is from RefSeq and is a predicted model, not a curated record. Gene Ontology annotation, biological process: regulation of transcription by RNA polymerase II. The coding region runs from base 1 to 1047 and encodes 348 amino acids. Gene Ontology annotation, cellular component: nucleus.
AUGGAUAUGUCUAGCGACAAUUCGGCCAAUCUCCGAUAUUCUUGGGAGGAACCCGCAGCACCGAAAACUCAACUUGGAUCGAAUUUGUGUGCUACCUCGCCGAGUUUUGGAUUAGAUUACGCAGUUCCCCACAGCGUUUACCUCCCAGACACCCAAGCGGAGGAUGUCGCAGAUCCCAGCGUGCACAACAGGAUUCAGAAUAACAUCAGACCUUGCGCUACCAAUUGGGGGUUAUUUCAUAACUACAAUCCUCCGGCUCAUUUUGAUUGCGACAUUACCAACGACACCAUGGAGCCAGGGCAUCGUAUCCGCAUGAACUCGAUGGCCUCUAGUGCUUCUUCUCAAAGCUACAGUUUCACCGACGACAAACAAAUCUACCUUCACAGUAUCCAGCCGGAGGCACCAGAGGUUUUACUCGGGUACAAUACACCUUGUCGAACCGGAUCCCAGUCGAGCUAUGAGACCACCUACUCAUCCCACUACGACGAACGGAUUGCCCCUCAACCCCAUUCGAUAUAUCCUGAACAAACUCACCCAAGUGGCCUUGGCCUUACCACCUCCUGCUCCUUUGGAGGCUACCCCGAAAUCUAUGUGCAGCCAUUCCGCAAGGAUUUCAGGGCCAAAGCACCAGCAUAUAGCUUGGACAGACCUUACAAAUGCGACAAGUGCGGAUCAAGCUUCAGUCGGAAUCACGAUUUGAAGAGGCAUGCUCGGAUACAUUUGGAUAUCAAACCCUUUCCUUGCAGCUGUUGCGACAAGGCUUUUGCCCGCAAAGACGCACUCAAAAGGCAUCUGCUUGUCAAAGGCUGUACCAAGACCAAGGAAGCGACUUCACGCGGGAGUCCCCAAAGCCCUGAAAGGCAGAAGUUCACGAAAUCGCCGAACGCAUACGUCGGCCAGCAGGAUAGGUCGCGAUCCCGAGGCAGUGGCAACGAAACGCAGAGCUCACCAGUUCACGUUUCGAAAGCGACCGCCACCGGUAUUCCUUCGCAAUUCAAAGAGAUCAAACUUCAGAACAUCAAGUGCACCAUGCCUACCUUCAUGUGA